This is a messenger RNA of Periconia digitata, 1022 nucleotides long. The record is from the annotation of a GenBank genome assembly. Lineage: Eukaryota; Fungi; Ascomycota; Dothideomycetes; Pleosporales; Periconiaceae.
CCCCUUCUCCGCCCUUCCACAGCACCCCGCAUUCUCUACCACCACCGGGGAAAGUACCUCAACCACGACAAAAUGUUUUCAACUUUGCGGUCUAUCAUCUCGGCCAUCGUCGGCCGCACGACAAGUGUACCAUCGCCUUCUAUCCUCCACGGACGCCCCACCCAAGCUCCGACAUCCCGCCAUGAGAUCCGCGAACUCCUCGCAUCGGCGUUGUCGGAGAAAUGCUCUUGUGAGAUCUGCUCAAGCGCCGAGUACUCCAACCAGGCCACGCUCUGCCCCGUAGAGCACGCGCCAACCGACAUCAUCAUACAGCCGUGCCGACAACCAAUGCUGCAGGAUCCUGAAACCGAUCUUUGGCCGUACAACGCUAUGCAUUUGGCCCGCGCGACGGUGCGGUACUUUACGCGGUCUAUCAAACAGUUCGACAAGUACCAGAGAAUGUCUGCAGCGUAUUGUCGGAAUAUGUUCCAGGAUGAGGAGUUCAUGGGCGCGCUGAAUAAGGAGGAUUGCCGGAAUACGCUUAAUGAGGGACUGAUGUUGAUUCUGGUCAGGAAUCUGGGGCAAGUGUUCUUCUUCGGCGAGGUGAAUGUUGUGGAGUUUCGUUGGGGCGAAAAGGAUGACAAGUCGGUGGACACAGAUGGACCGUAUACGAUGACGAUUCAUCCCACGGCGUAUGAUGAAGAGGUGGGGACGCCACGGUCGAUGCAGCGCAUUGGCGCUAUUCUCCAUGAACUGACCCGCCUCUUCUUGCGAGCAAAUUCCUGCGCUUGUUGCAUGUGGGCCUCCACGGACAAUUUCAAUCAAGUAGGCCGAGGUCGCGCGUGGCAUAUCAUCGCCAAAGCUAUCGAAGAGGCUGACCAUUUUCUGCUAUCUCUCGAUUAUAUCGAUUUGCGCCGGCAGGCAUGUCUGAUCGCCGACGUGCAGGAUAACUUCGACCGGCCUAGUCUUCAUGAUAUCCGGGCUUAUGGGUUCGCCGACCUACUGGAGGAGGGCGCAUAACGUGUGGAGCAAGCCCAUCGUUC